GCAGGUUCCCGCCCACUUUCCACGCCCCUCAACUUUCCACGGAGUCGCGGACGCGCUCGGGCUCCGCAGUGACUCGGUCCGGUCGCAGCUGCGCGCACGCGCUCCGAGCUCCGGUCAGUGGAAACGCCUUCGUUACCGGCGACUCUUUUCUCUGGAGAGAACCGGGAGGACGCGUGUCUCUAGGAUGCGCGACUCCCGCCGGAGAGUCUGCUCCUCAGUAUGGAUACGCGCCGCGAGCACGAGCGUGGACGCUGCGUAAAAGCGGCUCGUGGAAUCGGGGAGUUGAUGGCGCACACUGGCGCGCGCCUGCUGCUGCUCGCUUGUUUCGGCUGGUGGGCAGAGGCUUGGACUGUGGAUGGCCCGACGGAAGCUUUUGGCUGGUUGGUGAAGGACUCGCAGUGCCACCGCAUGCUGAAGCAUCUCCACAAUGGAACCCGGAUCACGGUGCAGAUGCCUCCCAACGUGGAGGGCCACUGGGUCUCCGCCAGUUGUGAGGUGAGACCCGGCCCGGAGUUCCUGACCCGCUCCUACCGCUUCUACGCCAACAACACCUUCCUGGCUCACCAGUUCUUCUACGAGGACAACCACUGCACCAGGCCCAGCUACACGCUGGCGGCCCGCGGCCGGCUCCGCCUCCGCCAGGCCUCCUGGAUCACCCGGGGCGGCACCGAGGCUGAGUACGUCCUGCAGCGCCUGCAGAUGGCGCCUCACACCGCCAGCGUGGCCAAAGAGCUGAGCCAGAGGCUGAACCGCAGCUGCCGGGGGGCGGCCGGCGGCGGCUGGGAGCCGGGGGUGGUCUACCAGCUCUGGAGCGAGGAGAGCGGCCAGGACUGCUCCAGGGAGCUGCACUUCGCCCUGCACGAGCUGCAGCUGCUGCGCGUGGAGCGGCAGUACGCGCAGCACCACUUGGUGGAGGAGCUGUUCCUGGGAGACAUCCACACUCAGGCGGCCCAGAGGCUCUACUACAAGCCCUCCAGCUACCAGACCGCCCUGCAGAGCACCCAGAACCACGAGCACGGCUGCAUGGCCUGCCGCAUCGUCUCCCGCUCGGACGAGCUCCACCCGCCCGUCCUGCCGCCACGCGCCGACCUCGCCGUCGCCCUCUCCGGUCAGUGGGUGAGUCAGCGCUGCGAGGUGCGGCCGGAGGUCCUCUUCCUCACCCGACACUUCAUCUUUCACGACAACAACCGCACCUGGGAGGGCCACUACUACCACUACUCGGACCCGGUCUGCAAGCACCCCACCUUCACCCUGUACGCGCGCGGGCGCUACAGCCGCGGCCUGCUCUCCACCCGGGUCAUGGGCGGGACCGAGUUCGUCUUCAAAGUGAACCACAUGACGGUGACGCCGAUGGACUUGGCGACCACGUCCCUCCUCAACGUCUUCAACGGGAACGAGUGCGGCGCGGAGAGGUCGUGGCAGGUGGGCGUGGAGCAGGACGUGACGGUGACCCACGGCUGCGUGGCGCUGGGGAUCCGACUCCCCCACACGGAGUACGAGCUCUUCCGCAUGGAGCAGGACGCUCACGGACGCUACCUGCUCUACAACGGCCAGCGCCCGAGCGACGGCUCCAGCCCGGACACACCUGAGAAGCGGGCCACGUCCUACCAGAUGCCGCUGGUCCAGUGUUCCACCAGCAGCCGGUCACCGGACCACACCUCCAGAGGGGGGCGCCAGCUCUGGACACACAACCGCUGCGGCGGGCAACACGUCACAUCAACUCUGGCGGCGCUUCUCGUGGCUCUUCUCCUCUGCUGGCAAAACUAGAAGAGAGUGUAAACCUGUUGAGGAAGCCCAGAAGUUCCCAACUCACUCCCAAGACUCGACUGCACCACAGACACUGCACUUUGUUGGGAUUCACUUCCUGAGGAUGUUGGGACUCUUCACGCCAUGGAAAGGCUGCAGCAGAAGGUCUCACUUAAACGUAGCGCAGCAACAAGAUCCGACUGGUGGAUGGUUCUCUCCAUCAACACCGCCCCACGGGUCGGACGCAUCAUUACAAACAGCUCCUCCAGUUCAGCAAGUCUGUCUCAAACAAACCAUUGUUCGUCGUGAAAGUGUGAAGACUUUGCUACAAUACUUUUUGUAUUAAAGAUUUACCAAAGACUAUUUAAGUUUCAUCUUUUUUACUAAACAGACAGUGGCAGAAGACACACUUCCUGUUUAAAGGACGUCAUUUCCGGAUGCUUUGGAUUUGAAUCUUUUCAUCCACUCGUUUGUUCGCCUGCCUGAUGUUCACUCCAGUUAGUUCAGACGGAUGUUUUGUUUUCUCUGCACAGCCUCUGCGGAGGCCAAGGAGACAUUCCCGGCUCAGUUUCCCAUGUUCAGAUUACUUUUAAUA
This is a messenger RNA of Synchiropus splendidus (mandarinfish), 2341 nucleotides long. Its product is annotated as protein APCDD1-like. Gene Ontology annotation, biological process: negative regulation of Wnt signaling pathway. Gene Ontology annotation, molecular function: Wnt-protein binding. Gene Ontology annotation, cellular component: plasma membrane. The record is from RefSeq and is a predicted model, not a curated record. NCBI's taxonomy places the organism in Eukaryota, Metazoa, Chordata, Actinopteri, Syngnathiformes, Callionymidae. The coding region runs from base 220 to 1767 and encodes 515 amino acids. The transcript has 5 exons.